Messenger RNA from Lachancea dasiensis, 1143 nucleotides. The record is from the annotation of a GenBank genome assembly. Lineage: Eukaryota; Fungi; Ascomycota; Saccharomycetes; Saccharomycetales; Saccharomycetaceae.
AUGUUGCGACAAUUGCCAUCAACUGCCACGAGGAGACUCUUUUCUAGCUGCCGCAUUUACUGGCAGAAGAGCCCCACGGGCGUGGUGUUUAUGAACAUGGGUGGCCCGUCCACAGUUCCAGAAACCAGAGACUUCCUCUAUCAACUGUUCUCAGACAACGAUUUGAUCCCAAUUAGCAAGAAGUACCAACCGACCAUAGCUAAGUAUAUUUCCAAAUUCCGUACGCCCAAAAUCGAGAAGCAGUACGAAGAAAUAGGAGGUUCUCCCAUUCGCAAGUGGUCCGAAUACCAGGCCAAACGCGUGUGCGAGAUUUUGGACACCACGAGUCCUGAAACGGCUCCCCACAAGCCGUACGUGGCGUUUCGUUACGCAAAGCCCUUGACUGGUGAAACUUACCAGCAAAUGUUAAAGGAUGGUGUUCAGAAGGCAGUGGCUUUUUCGCAGUAUCCGCAGUUCUCUUACUCUACCUCUGGCUCGUCCAUCAACGAGCUCUGGAGACAAAUUAGGCGGUUAGACCCCGAGAGAACGAUCAAUUGGUCUGUGAUUGACCGGUGGCCCACUAACAAGGGUCUCGUCAACGCAUUCGCUGGCAAUAUCAAGGACAAAUUGCAGGAGUUUCCAGAAGAGGACAGGAAUGAUGUAGUGCUCCUAUUCUCUGCGCACUCUUUGCCCAUGGAUGUUAUCAACACUGGCGAUGCGUAUCCGGCUGAAGUGGGCGCCACUGUAUACAGUGUCAUGGAAGAGCUGAAGUUUAGCAACCCAUACAGGCUAGUUUGGCAAUCUCAAGUUGGCCCUAAACCUUGGUUGGGGGCACAAACGGCCGAUGUCACAGAAAGACUUGCACCUUCGCAGAAAGGUCUACUUUUAAUUCCGAUAGCAUUCACUAGUGACCACAUUGAGACGCUUUAUGAACUCGAUCUUGAGUUAAUUGGCGAGUCAGAGUUCAAAGACAAAAUAAAACGCUGCGAGUCGUUAAAUGGCAACGAAACUUUUAUCGAGGGGUUGGCGGGAUUGGUAAAGGAUCACUUACAAAAGGGUGAACUUUUUUCGAAGCAGUUGGCGCUCGACUUCAAGCUGGGUAAAUCCAACGACACUUUCGAGCAUCCUUCUGAUGUAUUUGGUGACCACUCUAAAAGGGAAUAA